AUGUCCAUCGCGCGUGCCUUCACCACCAGGCGCAAGCUGGACUCUCCCCCAGACUCCUCUGCUCCUCCUGCUCGCUCUCAGAGCACCCGCAAGGGUCCAAUCCAACGCAGCCAGAUAUCCAUGCCUGUAGCCCUCAUCUCCACCACAAACAUGCUCUCCUACAAUGCUCCUGACAUUGAAGGCUCCCGUCAGCGAUCCGCAACCCUGACUACCUCGACAACCUCGACCUCCUCCUCUCGCACAUCCCAAGACUCCGACUCGCGCUCGUCCGCUUCAAGCACACAGGACACUGAUGCCUCUUCGCUGGGCUCUUCGCCCGUAUCGCCAAAUCCCCCGAAAGGGAACCAUCUGUCGGGCUAUUUCUCUGCCGCCAACAACAAGACCGCAAUGCUUCCGACGCCUACCAUACCCUCGGAAAUAUCCUCAGGAGUACAACACUCUUCGCCGCAAAGGUCCGCCUCCACCGCAAGCCUUGCACAGAAGAAGCUGUCGGUUGCAGACGAUCCGAAACCUGCAGUCCCCACCCGCGCCUUGUCGCACAGCAGAGCCUCACAUGAAUUCCUGGCCCGUCAACGUUCACUUCGCAAUUCUGCAUCGUCGCCGCGUCCGACAAGAGACUCCCGCGAGCAGCGCGCCUCCGUCGACAUCUUCAACGCUGCCGAUGACCCCAUGCAUCCCUUUGGCAAGGAGCUCGAGGAACUCAAGGAGGUGGCUGAGGAGCUUGGUGGUGCCGUCAAUGAGGCUGUCAACAACGAGGAUCUCACUUUUAUGCUAAACAACAAGCUGGCCAAGUUUGAUGCGGCCGACUAUCUGUGCGAAAUCCAGCCCUUGUUCGCCGGCCUCUUCCACAAGCAGAUUGUUGCUCUCCAGACCGGUUGGAUAUAA
Molecule: messenger RNA, 885 nt
Organism: Pseudovirgaria hyperparasitica
Lineage: Eukaryota; Fungi; Ascomycota; Dothideomycetes; Acrospermales; Acrospermaceae
Exons: 1
Coding region: 1-885 (294 amino acids)
Source: RefSeq, a predicted model, not a curated record